This is a messenger RNA of Epithele typhae, 1863 nucleotides long. RefSeq lists its product as uncharacterized. The transcript is spliced from 4 exons. NCBI's taxonomy places the organism in Eukaryota, Fungi, Basidiomycota, Agaricomycetes, Polyporales, Epitheliaceae. The record is from RefSeq and is a predicted model, not a curated record. Bases 1 to 1863 code for a protein of 620 amino acids.
AUGACUGCCACUCAGACGAUCACCAUCGACGCCGUGGGCAACCCGGUCAAAGCUGCCACCAUCUUCCAGUCGUCAACCGCCGAGCUCACACGCGCUUUCAGUGCGGACCUCAAGAGCGGCCGGAAUGUGAUUGAGAUCAGAAACAUCUCUAGCCAGGUCGACGUCGACUCGCCCCGCAUUCACGGUCUCGGCCAGUACGCUCGCGUGUUCGACAUCACCUGCGCGAGCACCCUCGCGUGGGCCCCCGGGACGAAGCCCAGCAGGCACUCCGAGUCCAUGAAGAAGCUCUCCGCCAAGAAGAAGGCGCUCGAGGCCGACCGCACACUCCGCAACCAGGAGAUCGACAUGCUCACCGACGCCACCAAGAAAAGCAAGUGCGGCGAGGACAAGGCGGCACAUCUCGCAUUCAUGGACGGUCUGGUCCAGCGUAAGCGAGAAGCCGUGACUGUAAUCCUGCAGCUCGCAGAGCAGAUCGAUGAGAUCGAGCGUGAGAUGUGGUUGCUUGAGAACACGCACAAGGGCGAUACCGCGGUCGUCGUCACCGCUACCAUAUUUGCGAGACGCGAGUGUCAAGUAGAGUUCCAGUUGACAUAUCUUGUGAGCGGUGCGUCGUGGAAACCUUCCUACGACCUCCACGCGACGACUUCCGAGGGUAAGACGUCGUCAGACGUUUCGCUUGUCUACUGCGCCAACAUCACGCAGAGCACGGGCGAGGACUGGUCCGAGACCGUUCUGACGCUGAGCACCGCCAACUCCCAGGCCCGGCAGAGCCUCUCCGUGCCUUCCAUCGAUCCUCUCAAGCUCACAGCCGCCCACUCCUUCCCGACCUCGAAGACAGGCUUCACAAACAACAACAACAACCGCACAGGCCUGUUUGGCCAAAUGGCACAACAGUCCAACGCCGGCGGGCUCUUUGGCUCCGCACAGACUCAGUCGGCCACUUUCGGCUCCGCCCAGACAGCUGGUCUAUUCGGUGCUUCUGCGUUCGGCCAGGCGCACGCGCCACCUCCUCCUCCCGCCCCGGCUGUCGCGCCGCAGCCCCCGCAAGACGAUUUUGACGACGAUGCGGCGUUCGUGGAGGUGGAAGAAGAGCUGGACGCGGAGGGCGUUGAGAAGCCAGGCGCGGUGCUCGACCGGAGCCCGCUCUCGCUCGCGUACCGCGUCGAGGGCGCGGUGAUGCUCCCGAGCGACGGGCUCGGGCACAAGAUCGCGAUCGCGACGCUCGAUUUCAAGGCGGCGCUCAAGUACCUGUGCGUGCCGCGCAAGACGGCGGCGGUGUUCAUCGAGGGCCGGGUCGAGAACACGAGCGAGUACGAGCUACUCGCGGGCCCGGUCAGCGUGUUCAUGGACAACGGGUUCGUCACCAAGACCUCUCUCGGGCUCAUCGGCGUCAACCAGAGCUUCAACUGCGUGCUCGGGGUCGACACCGCGCUCCGCGUCUCUUACAACACAAAGAACCGCGCCGAGCUCGAAGCCCCGCACCCGUUCGCGGAGCGGUCAAAGACGACGACGCGCACGAUCACUACCACGAUCACGAACGGGCACUCGUUCGACAUCGACGGGCUCGUCGUCCGCGACGCGCUCCCGCUCGGCAACGAGCCCGCGAAGAUCCACGUCCACCUUCGCGAGCCGGAGGGCCUGGCGCGCGCGCACGACGGCGAGGACAUCGCGGUCAAGACCGCGGGCGACGCGAAGGACGCGAAGGUGCGGUGGGUGAAAGGUGAUGACGGGAAGAGCGCGGAGAAGGACGGGCUGUACGAGUGGGUGUGCGGCAUUCCUGCGGGGAAGAAGGCGCGGCUUGAGGUGGUUUGCGAUUUCAAGAUGCCCGCAGCGGUGCGCUGGCAGGAGACUUCGGCGCGUUGA